This is a messenger RNA of Entamoeba invadens IP1, 1485 nucleotides long. RefSeq lists its product as hypothetical. Bases 1 to 1485 code for a protein of 494 amino acids. The record is from RefSeq and is a predicted model, not a curated record. Lineage: Eukaryota; Evosea; Mastigamoebida; Endamoebidae. The transcript has 2 exons.
AUGGGAAAGUUGUUUCUAAUGACUUUUUUCCUAUUUUUCUGUGUGUCGUCAUCCAAAGAACAGGUGACUGCCAUACAAAAACUGACUCCCCUGGAAGAGUUAACAAAGAACAAUGAGGUGACUUUCCCUUUAGCUGGAGAAUGGAAGUCGCACACCCAUUUCUCGUUCCUCCAGCAGAAGAGCGGGAUGCUUCGCGUGUACUCUCCACGUGUUUUGAAUAACACAGACAACGUUACUAUAUUUGAAUGUCAUAUCCAAAUGACUGAUGGAAAUUUUGGGCAAGACGAAGUGGUCGACUUCACCUCCUUCUUCUACGCAUCGGUGAACCAGAAUAUGACGUUUGUCAAUUUCGACGGAUUUUUGGCUUCAAAGCUUCUUACACAAAUCCCCGUCAGAGUGUUACGCCGCAGUGCAAUGUUUUUCAACAUGACACACUUGGAGCACUUACCAAAGAUCUUUGUGCAACUCCCAAACACUCUUACAGAGAAUUUCACGUUGACUGGAAACGUUACAAUUGAUGGCAAACUAUUGGAAUUCACGUUGCACGCUUUGAACAAGCAGAAACUUGAGGGUUUAGCAUUGCCAUAUCUGGGGUUGGUUCUUGCUUUGGCACUGAUACAAAGUUUCUCGUUGGUGAGUCAGAUGGAUUUAACUAAGACGGAAAGUAGCUUGAAACGGUCGUCGUAUAACACCAUUGUACUCAUGGCAACAUCAGAUGCGUUUAUAUGUCAUAUCCACGUCUAUUUAGCUUCAUUGUUUACUACGGGAUCUGUAGCGUUCAGACUUUCUAUAUUACUUUCAUUCCUCUUUUUCAUGAUCUUCAGUGUAUUUGAUGUGAAAUUUAUAUUCAACAUUUGGAAAUCACAAUAUGGGAGUGUUUCUCAACGCUCGGCGAUGCUCCUCUACUUGCGCUUAUAUGCCACAUUAUUUGUGUUAUUCAUUCUCUCAGUGUUUUCUAUACACUACUUCCUCUUUGUGUGCUUCUCGCUGUGGAUUCCACAGAUCUAUCAGAACUUUGUUUCAAAUAACUCGAGUGUGGUGACGGUUCGAUACAUGGCCUCAACGACUCUCCCACGCUUUGCUCUUGUUUUGUAUUGGUUUGCAUUUCCAUACAAUUUUAUGAACUACCGUGUCGACGCCACGUUAAUUGGUUAUUUACUUCUUAUCGUAUUACUCCAGAUCGUUAUGGUAGUGGCUCAGAAGAGGUUUGGCGCGCGUUGCAUUCUUCCGAAGUUCAUUCACCGAUUUUUGGUGAGUGAAGAUUACAAUUAUCACAGAGGUUGGAGUGAUAUCGUGAAGAUGCGAGGAGACUUGGAGUGUUUGAUUUGUAUGAUGAACAUUGACAACACUCACAUGGAAGAAGGGUGUGCCGAGAUAGUUGUAACACCGUGUGACCAUGUUUUUCAUACAGAGUGCUUAUCGAGUUGGAAUGAUUACAAAAUGGAUUGCCCGACUUGUAGAAGACCUCUCGAUGGGGUCUUCUAA